Messenger RNA from Oryza brachyantha (malo sina), 1753 nucleotides. Its product is annotated as VAN3-binding protein-like. NCBI's taxonomy places the organism in Eukaryota, Viridiplantae, Streptophyta, Magnoliopsida, Poales, Poaceae. The record is from RefSeq and is a predicted model, not a curated record.
AUGAGGAAAUACUCAGAAGAUGUUCCAUCUCUUUUCAAGUGGUUCAGAGUCAUGCACGGAUUCUCCUUGAUAAACUUGUGUCAGGUUAGGUGAUUCAUUUUUUGGCAGCUCCGUUUCUGUACCAUAAACAAGGUCACUUGCAGUCUUGUCAUGUGGGACGACCUUACAAGAGCCCGUCUUUUGGCAAUGGAGCAAUGCCAGCAGCAGCAGCAGCAGCAGCAGCAGCAGAAGCAGCAGAGCAAUGGGCAGCAGCUACAGAGACUGGAGGGCAUCGAGGAAGAAGGCGACCCGGCCGAGAAGUGGCCGCCGACGACUGUCCGGCCGCCGGAGACGCCGACGGAGACGAUGGAGUUCCUCGCGAGGUCGUGGAGCCUGUCGGCCGCGGAGAUCUCCAAGGCCCUCAAGGUCCUCAGCGGCAAGUGCGUCUCCGACGGCGUCCCCGACGCCGGUGACAGGAAGGAGCAGAGGUCGCCGGUGCAAGUGGACGGCCGCCGUCAUGAGCAGACGAGCAAGGAGAACGUGCCGCGCCGUGGUGCGUCGUGGCAGAGAACAGAUGCGCCGUCGUCGAUGGCGGCGCAGGGAGGAGAGGCGGGCGGCGCGAUGAGCCCGCCCAUCUCUCCCAGGGCCAACCUGGACGUGAAGCUUCUCCGGGCGUCGGCGGCGGCGACGACGGGGAGAGGAGGGGGCAAGACGACGAUGGGCACGUGGAUCAAGGAGCAGAAGGAGAGGAAGCGCGCCGAGGCGCGGUCACGCAACGCGCAGGCGUACGCGGCGACGUCCGUGGCCGGCGUCGCGGCGGCGGUGGCCGCGCUCGUCGCCGGCGCGGUGUUCUCUCCGCCUCCGGAACGCCCCAAGAGCGGCGGCGCCGCACCUCCCCCCGCCGCCGCCCCGGGCGCGAAGACGGCGGCGGCCAUCGCGUCGGCGGCGGCGCUGGUGGCGUCGCACUGCGUGGAGAUGGCGCAGGCGAUCGGCGCCAGCCACGAUCAGAUCCUCGCCGCCAUCCAGUCCGCCGUGAACGCGCAGACCAGCGGCGACAUCAUGGCGCUCACCGCCGGCGCCGCCACAGCCCUGCGCGGCGCGGCAAUGCUGAGGGCGAGGCUCCACAAGGAGAUCCACGCUGCCGCUCUCCCCGCCGGCGGCGGCGGCGACACCACCACCAGAGAGCCCGAGAGAGACACGUCGCCCUUCGUCUUCGUGUCCAGAGGCGGAGAGCUUCUCAAGCGCACAAGACAAGGCAUACUCCACUGGAAGCUGGUCACCGUCUACAUGAACUCCAGCCUGCAGGUGAUCAUCAAGAUGAGGAGCGCCCACAUGGCCGGCACCUUCAUCAAGACCAAGAAAUUCGUGGUGCUCGACGUCUGCUCGGAGAUCCCGGCGUGGGCGGGGCGGGAGAUCGAGGACGGGAGCCACCGGAGAGGCUACUUCGGGAUCAAGACGGUGGAGAGGGUGAUCGAGUUCGAGUGCAGGAGCAAGUACGAGCAGCACAAGUGGGUUCUGGGCAUCACGGAGAUGCUCAACCGCCGUGACAGCAUCAAAAAUUGAUGCCCGUGUAAAUGCUUUCAAGAAAGAAAUUUUAAAGAACUUGUCUGAUCUGAUUUGUGUGGGAGGAUUCGUAGUGAAGAUUCCAGGUUCUCUGUUAACUAAGAAUUGGUAUUGCAACUCGUUAGAACUAAGCACCCUCUUGCAUAUAAGAAUCUUUCACUAAUAUGUCAAACCAGACAAGCAGGGAAAUUCCCAUCUCAAUCGAUGACCA